AUUUCCGGUGACGUCAUAAAAUAGCAUGAGAGAUUAUGAAUGAUAUCACCGAUUAAAGUUUAGUUUACUCUCUAAAUUACACUUGUAAUAUAUCUCGAAUAAAAUAAUAUACGAGUAAGUUAUUAAAACAUUGACUCUUUGAUCAAAAACAAUUUUAAAAUGAUUUAUUUUUGUUUGAAUAAAUUUAGUAUGUUUAAUUAUAAUUUGACAAAUCUAAUAAAAGUGUGACCCCGCUGUUGUGUAAUUAACUUGUCAAUUGAAGAAAAAAACCUGUAAAGGUUAAUUGAUUUAUUUUCUUGACAGUUUCGAUUAUUACAAUCUGUACAACUAAACUCUUAAAGAAGAAAUAGAAGAAUGAUUUUAUCAACAAAACACUAGAGUGUUCUAAUAUUUACUCUAUUGUUAGUCUUUCAAACUAAAUAACAUUCGAUAAAUUUUAACUGUCUCUUUUUUUCAUGAAGAUGGCCAAUGUUCAAUUAAAACCUCUUAGAAGUUCAAAGACCCGUACGAACUACGUUUCACCUAUAAACCCAGAAACGAGACCAAGAAUAAAAUCCGCCACGAAAAAUAUUAAAAAAGGGCCCAUUAAUAAAAUUGGCAAGGAUAAACAACAAAAAAAACAACAAGAACCUAUUUUAGCAACAGAUAACAAUACAGAAGAUGAUAUAAAAUUUAUAAAUCUAGAUACUACUCAAAAUACUGAAUGCGAAGAAAGAACUGAAACAACGAAUGAAAUUAACGUGACCGAGAUACUGAAGGAUGCUCAAGAGAAGAACACUGAAAAAGUAUUUGAAAUAGAACUUCGAUCCAGGAGUAUUAAAUAUAUAAGAAAUUUAGAUGCUUUUGUCAAAGUUCGUCUAAUAGAUUUGAGUAAUAAUAGAAUUGAAAAUAUAGAAAAUUUGGACAAGAAUACGGCAGUAUGUUAUUUACCUAAUUUGGAAGACUUAAGAGUUACUCACAACAACUUAAAAAAUAUUCCAGAAUUAUGUAGAUGCUCAAAGUUACAAGAAGUUGAUUUAUCAGACAAUAAGAUUUCUGAUCUAUCGAGGUUGAAAGGAUCUUCUAAACUUCAAAGGAAUUUAAAGAAAUUAGCUUCUUUAGUUGAAUUGAAUGUUCAAUGCAACCCGUGUACAAAGGAAAACAAUUAUAUAACAUCUCUCCAAAAUGAAAUAGAGACAUUACAUAUAUUGGAUGGGGUUCAUUUUACAAAGACGAAUAACACUGCUUCUAUGCCCUAUUUUAGACCGCUUUCGGCGGCAACAAGCGUAAUUAGUUCGAAACAAAUAGAAUCCCAAUUGAAGACUCUUGAAAGUGAUAUAUCAGAAUUUGAAAAAUAUCUAUCAAAUAAUAUGACAUCGUUCUGGGAAAAGAUGAGCCAACUACCAUCCUCACCGCAAGAAAACCAAUCUCCGCCUCCAACUAGUCGAUCAAGCCAACGAUCUAGACUGGCGGAAGCAAGGCAAUUCGCUGCAGAACAUUUUAAAGAGCGUUAG
Dimorphilus gyrociliatus is the source of this 1493-nucleotide messenger RNA. The record is from the annotation of a GenBank genome assembly. NCBI's taxonomy places the organism in Eukaryota, Metazoa, Annelida, Polychaeta, Dinophilidae.